Molecule: messenger RNA, 1217 nt
Organism: Salvia miltiorrhiza (redroot sage)
Lineage: Eukaryota; Viridiplantae; Streptophyta; Magnoliopsida; Lamiales; Lamiaceae
Product: mitogen-activated protein kinase kinase kinase 18-like
Exons: 1
Coding region: 104-1126 (340 amino acids)
Biological process (GO): protein phosphorylation
Molecular function (GO): ATP binding; protein kinase activity
Source: RefSeq, a predicted model, not a curated record
CAUUGGUCUCACACACACACACAUACACACACUUGUAUAUAUAUGUAAUGCAUAGUACAACAAAGGUCACAAAUUACCAAACAAAAAAAACUUCCAAGAAAAAAUGGAGUGGACUAGAGGCCACAUCAUAGGCCACGGCGCCUCCGCCGCCGUCUCGAUCGCGGUCUCCCGCAUCUCCGGCGACGUCUUCGCCGUAAAAUCGGCCGAGUUAGCUAGGUCCGAGUCACUACAGAGGGAGCAGAGGAUCCUCUCCACUCUGAAUUCCCCGCAUAUAAUUGGCUAUAAAGGGUUCGACAUAACCGUAGAGAAUGCUACGAGCGUGUUCAAUCUGAUGAUCGAACACGCCCCCGACGGAGCGCUGACGGACGCGCUCCGUCGCGGCGGGGGCCGCCUCCCCGAGGCGGCCAUCCGCCGCUACGCCCGAGGGAUCGUGAUCGGAUUGGAGCACUUGCACUCGAGAGGGAUAGUGCAUUGCGACAUCAAGGGGAGCAACGUGUUGGUGGCCGGCGGCGGCGCCGCCAAAAUCGCGGAUUUCGGCUGCGCCAAGGCGGCGGGGGAGGCCGCGGCGAUUGCCGGGACUCCGAUGUUCAUGGCGCCGGAGGCCGCCCGAGGGGAGGAGCAGGGGUUCGCCGCGGACGUGUGGGCGGUGGGGUGCACGGUCAUCGAGAUGGCCACCGGCCGCGCGCCGUGGCCCGAGGCGGCGGAGACGCUCCGACGCAUCGCGUUCUCCGGCGAGGCGCCGGAGUUUCCGGCGGUGUUGUCGGAAUUGGGGAAGGAUUUCUUGAGCAAGUGCUUGAGGGUCGAUCGGAGAGAGAGGUGGACGGCGAAGGAGCUGCUCCGGCAUCCAUUUCUCGACGAUUUUGAAUUGAUCGGAGAUGGAACUGAUUCUCCGACGAGUGUUCUUGAUCAUGGGAUUUGGAGCUCGGUUGAGGAAGAAUCUUCGCAUGAUUCGAUUGAGAUGGAUCUUGCAGAAUUUUUUAGAUUCAAAGAGAUUUGUAUGAAUUCAAGAAUUGAAAAGUGGGAUUGGACAGAGAGCUGGAUAACGAUCAGAGACGGUGAAAACGUUGACUUCGGCAGUAACGGUAGAUUUUUAGAAGUGAAAAACAGAGUUUUUUUACUUAGUUGAAAAUUUCGAAGUUUCAGGGGGAGAUGUACAGAGUUUUUAGUGUAGGAUCAAUUUGAUUUUUGGAUAAAUUGGUACUCACUUUUACAGUUCA